This is a messenger RNA of Meleagris gallopavo (turkey), 11041 nucleotides long. RefSeq names its product SON DNA and RNA binding protein (gene SON). Gene Ontology annotation, biological process: regulation of mRNA splicing, via spliceosome; regulation of cell cycle. Gene Ontology annotation, molecular function: RNA binding. NCBI's taxonomy places the organism in Eukaryota, Metazoa, Chordata, Aves, Galliformes, Phasianidae. The record is from RefSeq and is a predicted model, not a curated record.
GGUCUGCCGCUCUAUGGCUUUCGCUGAGUGCUAGAGCGACACUGCGGGCGCCCGCUGCUACCCGCCCCCUUCUGCGUUACGUCCCGCCGUGAGGGCAACCAAUAGCGUGAGGGCUCACAGCGAGCGCGUCAGCAGGGGCUCUCGUCCUCUCGCUGCCGCGGUGCAUUGUGGGAUAGCGGAGGCCUUGCUUCUCGGCAGGAAGGAGAGGCGCGGGGGGGGCCGGCGCGCUAACGCUGCUAACGCUGUCAUGGCGACUAAUAUCGAGCAGAUCUUUCGCUCUUUCGUGGUUAACAAAUUCCGGGAGAUCCAGGAAGAGCAGCAGCAGCAGCACGGCGGUGGAAAGGUAGAAGGCCAGCCCAAUGGUGACACAAUCCCAGCUGAGCAAGCCAACCCUUCAGAUGACACUGUUGCUGGUGCUGGGAGUCGUCAGAAUGAUCAGAUAGUGCAGAAAAUAGAGGAAGUGCUCUCUGGAGCCCUUGAUACAGAACUGCAGAGCAAAUCAGAUGUAGACAAAACUACUGUGAGCAAUAGUACUCAAUCUACUAAAAGAAGCGCUACUGCUGAAGGUGAAGAUGAAAUUCCUAGAAAGAAAUCAAAGAAAAAUAAAAAGCACAAAAGCAAAAAGAAGAAGAAAAAGAAGAAGAAAAGGAAGAAAGAGAAAAAACAUAAAAAGCAGCCAAAGGAGUCAAAGUUGAGUGCACGUCGUGGACAGCAUGUGGACUCACAGCCUGCUUCUCUCUUGAUUCCAGAGAAAUCAAGCUCCACACUGAGCGUGCAGCAUGGGGGAUUUGGAGAUGCUAAUCUGGCUGUCCAGAUACAGCCAGAAGGACUGUCCUUACAGGCAAAUGUGGAGCUUGAUAGACAAACUUUAGGAUUUGCUUCUCAAGUGAGAACUGAUUCUCAGCCAUGUAUGGAAACUCUUGAAAGUGAGAAGGGGACUUUAUGUGCAACAGAUCCUCAGUUUAAUUUAGAAGGCAGCCAAUUUAUUAUUCAACAAAAUGCUAGUAUGACUCAAACUGAAAUUUGCACUAGAGAAGAACAAAUAAAACAGUCUCAUGAAAAUAUUUAUCCUGUAGCUGUCAAUGUGAGCGAAAAGGGUGAUUUUUUUGUUACUGGAAGUGUUGCUUCAACUAGCAUCCCAUCUGGAGUUGCCAAUAAAUCUGAGCUUCAGAAAUUAGCUUUACCUUCAGAGGUAAAAACCUUGGAUACAAGUUUAGCAUCUAACACCAUGGAGGUAUUGACAUAUUCAGAAGCAUCUUUGAAGUCUAUGGCACUGGGAGGCGCUAACGAAUUAGAAACAACUUCAGAAUCAAUGUGUUUGACAAGUGAUGUGACAACAAUUCCUAAACCUGCAGAUCUGAAUACUGUGAAGGGAACUGACAUGUCUCUGGCCAUGGGAGAAGUAAGAAUUCCAGGAGCAACUGAAUUACCAGUUGUGUCUGAUAACUUGAGAGUGACACAGUGCAGCUCCAUGGAGAGUUCAAACAUCUUGAAGGCAGCCUCGGAAUCUGUAGUUAUGAUGGGAGAUGUGAAAAAUAAAGUGGACCCAGAUGCAGCUUUACAACAUUCUUUUAAAGUUCCUGCAGAGACUGCUGUAAGUCAGGUGCGAAUCGAAAGUGCCAAAACACCCCUGGCACCAGGAACUGUUGAGGUGAAGGAUAUUGAACCAGUUAGAGUCUCUCAGCACAUGGGAAAUGUGAGACCUUUGGAAGAAGUUCUGCAACCUGUGAUAAAGCCAAAAACUUCAGAAGCAGUCAUGGUUGUGAGAGGAACUUCUGAUUCUGCAACAGCGUUGAAUGCUUCAGAAGCGUUACUGCAAUGUACAUUCUCAAAGGAAAUGCAAAGCUUAACAGAUGUGAAUGUUGUUGCAGAGGCAAAAGGUUUACAAAGAACAUCAGAACCUGUUGUCCAGACCCUUGUUCCCCAGACAGUUCCGGUUGCUCUGCAAUUGGAAAAUAGUAAUGUUUUGAGAGGUUUGGAGGCAACUCCCCAGUCUUCUCAGAAAGAAGACAUGAAAAGAGCGACUUCACUGUCUUUGCAAAUGGAAAGCAUGAAAGCUUCAGAAGAACCUUCUAGUGGCAGUAUGGAAGCAGAGAGAGAAACAGCACACGUGGUAACAGUUGCAGUACCUUUUUCUGCAAGCAAAACAGAGAGUUGUAUAGUCUCUCAGCCUGAGAUCGUGACAGGUAUGAGAGGGUUGGAGGCAACCUCACAAACUGUGUUUGUAGGGGAAAAAAAGGAUUUUGAAGUAGCUAGAAGUUCCACCAUUGCAGAAGUGAGAGGUUUAGACAACUUGGCAGAAGUUAAGGCAGUUGCAGAGGCAAGAGGUGCAGAAACAGGUUCAAAAACUUCAUGCUUAACAGAGAUGAAAAAUUUGGAAAUGGCUGUGGGGUCUGAAACAAGAACACAAACGCAAGACUGGGGAACAACACUGAUACCUGAGGUGGAAGAUCUGAACAAAGCAAAAGUAAGGAGCAGAGAAACAGUACUAGAACCUGUGCAAACAGUGACAGUGAAAACUUUAGAUACAAAUUCAAAACCUAUAUGCUUGGAGGAGUUGGGAACAACUAUAGAGUAUGGGACUGGAAGUAAACCAAACAAAAUUGAAGCAGAAUCUAGGGCUGUCAGAGUAGUAGAGCAUUCUAAAACUACUUCAAGUCCUUUGCAGGAACAAGUAGUAGGCAAUUCAGAAGCAGCAUUAGAGUCUUUCCAAAGAGUGGAAGAAACAGUGAUGGAAGUGAGAAACUUGAAAGAAACUUUGCAGUCUGAGAUUUUGACAGAUGUGGUAACUCAGGAAUCUGGUAUAGUUACAACAAGGAAGGCAGACAGAGAAAAAACUGAGUCUUCACCUGUGAUUGAUGUAAAAGAUUUGGAAAAAGCUUCAGGAAUUGAGAAAGGAAUGAAAGCAAAGUAUUUGGAGCCAGCAUCAGAAGCUGGAGAAGUGAGGUUGGAAAGCAUGCAAGAAUCUGCAGCAGCAGAAGCGAAAAGUUCUGAAACAGUCAAAGAACCUGAAGUAUACAUGGGAAUCCAGGGUUUGGAAACUUCCCAGGAAUAUGGAAAAGUGGCAGAGAUUAAUGUUUUAGAAGAUGCUUCAGAAGAAUUCACUAUGACAAAACAACAUAUAGAAUCUGUUCCACAAUAUUUGCGCACUGGAACACAAGAACAUGCACAAACAGUUUUAGAAGCCAAACCUACUGCAGAAUGGAAAAGUACAGAAGAAGCUGCAGAAGUCUGGAGAGCUGCUGAAAUGAAAUCUUCUGAAGUAGUUCCAAGACCAGAGGAUAUACAAGGUCUGGGGACAAUGCUGGAACAUGAAGUUGCUGCAAAAGUACAAUAUUCAGAAGGGCAGCAGUGUCAACAAAUGGAGGAUGUAAGCAUUUCCAAUCUGGCUCUGGAAUGUGAGAUGGUUGCUGAAAAGAAUGAUUCAGAGCAAGCACUACCAUUGGAGCCUUUCAUAGCACUAAGUGAUAGGGAGAUUGCAACAAAAUCUGGAGUACCUGCAGAAACAAUUUUUAGUUCUUCACAUGCUGCAAAUGUGAAAGAUUCAGCAGGGACCCCUGAGUCUGAAAUGGUCAGGGAUGCAAAACACUUAGAAGGUCCUCCAAGUUGCGUAGCAGAAACAGAAGGUUUGGAAACAACUCGUAUUUCUGAGACUGUUGUAGAGGUGAAAGUUGCGGAAGCAGUUGAGGAAGCAGAAGCAGACACAAAAGAUUUGGAAGCUGCUCCAGUACCUGAGAUUGUUACAGAAGUAGUUCCGGUACUUGCGGAAGAGGCAAGCCAGUUGGAAGCAAUUCCACAAGCAGAGGCUGACAAAGAAGUGGCUGCAGAAGAGGCAUCUGAGACAAGAGAUUCAGAAACAUCAGAUGUGCAACCUGAUGUGGCAGCACGAAUGAGGGAGACUUUAAUGAGACUUGAGAAAGUUAUUGAGAAGAGCAGCCAUAGAAGCAGUGAAAAAAGUAAACAUGAUGCAAAGAAACAAAAAAGGAGUCGGUCUAAGUCCCAGUCCAGGUCUAGGAAGCGGAAAAAAAAGUCAAGGUCACGUUCUACUUCCAGGCGUUUGACCUCUAAGAGAGCACGAUCUAGGAGCAGAAACUAUUCAGAUUCCAGAAAAAAGCAUUCCAAAUCUAGAUCCCGGUCUGUGGAGAAAAGAGAGAGGAGAGUGUCUUCCCGAAGGUCCAGACGCAGACGUUCCAGGUCAUCUGACCCCUACCGGUCUAAGUCCAGGUCAGUGGAAAAGACCAGAAGGUCUGGACGUGGACGUUCCAGGUCAUCUGACCGUUACAGGUCUAAAUCCAGAUCUGUGGAAAAGAGAGAAAGCAGGUUGUCUUCCCGAAGGUCCAGGCGCAGACGUUCCAGGUCUUCUGAUCGCUACAGAUCUAAGUCCAGAUCAGCAGAAAAGAGAGGGAGCAGACUGUCCUCCCGAAGGUCCAGGCGUGGACGUUCCAGGUCUUCUGAUCGCUACAGGUCUAAGUCCAGGUCAGUGGAAAAGGCCCGAAGGUCUGGGCGUAGGCGUUCCAGGUCAUCUGAUCGCUACAGGUCUAAGUCCAGGUCAGUGGAAAAGACCCGAAGGUCUGGACGCAGACGUUCCAGAUCAUCUGAUCGCUACCGAUCCAAGUCCAGGUCAGUGGAAAAGACCCGAAGGUCUGGACGCAGACGUUCCAGAUCAUCUGAUCGCUACCGAUCCAAGUCCAGGUCAGUGGAAAAGACCCGAAGGUCUGGACGCAGACGUUCCAGGUCUUCUGACCGUUACAGGUCUAAAUCGCCAUCAUUGGAAAAGAGAGGGAGCAGAUUGUCCUCUUGGAGAUCCCGGCGCAGACGUUCCAGGUCGUCUGACCAUUCUAAGUCUAGAUCCAGGUCUUCAGAAAAGAGAGGGGGCAAAGAAUAUUCAUGGAGGUUCAGACAUAGAGGGUCUGGUUCCUCUGAUCGUUCAAAAUCUAGGUCUAGGUCUGUAGAGAAAAGGGGUCGGAAGGCAUCUCUGCGGAGAUCUAAACGUCGGCGCUCCAAGUCCUCUGACCAUUACAAGUCUAGGUCCAGAUCAGUAGAAAAAAGAGAUAGAAAGCAAUCAUCACGGAAAUCAAAACGUCAGCGCUCAAAGUCGUCUGACCGUUAUAAAUCUAGAUCCAAGUCAGUGGAAAAAAAGAAGGAGUCUUCACGGAAGUCUAAGCGUCGUCGCUCAAAGUCCUCUGAACGUUACAAGUCUAGGUCUAGGUCUGUAGAAAAAAAACGCAAAGACUCUUCAAAGAAAUCCAAACGGAAGCGUUCAAAAUCCUCUGACAGUCUUAAAUCAAGGUCAAAAUCUGUAGAAAAAAGAGCAAGUAAGUUAGCCUCAGCAAAGUGCAGUAGAAAACAUGCAGACUCUUCUGAACAAGAAAAAGUAGAUGGUUCUGAACCUGUCACAAGUGAAAUCAGCUCCUCCAAAUCCUCUAAUGGUCCCAUGUCAGUAGCUUUGUCUCUUGAAGGAAUAAAUGGCCCAGAACUGCCACCAACAUCUGGAAGUGGAUUUUCCAAAACUGUUGAGAGUCUUGAGACAAGCUUAUCUGUUGAAAAAAUGGAUGGUCCACAGCCUUCAGUGAUACCUGAACUUGAUAGCUCCAAAAUCUCAAGUGAUCAAGAACAGUGUUCCAUACCUGUGGAAAAAACACAGGUUUCUGUGACCUCUGAAAAUGGGUCAGCCACUCCUUAUGACUCUGACUUAGGAUCUGUGCCAGCAGAAAAAACUGUACCUCUGGAAUCUUCAUCACUUACUGAACUUAUGUUCUCAGCAUCCAGUUCAGUGUCCUCAUCGGUUGAAAAGAGAGAUGCAGAGACAACUUCGGUAACAGAAUUUCAUCUCUCCACAUCCCAUCAAGAUGAGUCAGGAUCUAAAUCUUUCAAAGAAACAGAGGGUGCAGAGCCUCUUUCGACAAAUGAGAGUGGAUGCUCUGUAUCUGCUGAUGAUUACAAGUCAACUUCCACAUCCUCUGGAAACAUGGAGAUUCAAGGAUUUUCGCUAAUGUCUGGAAGUGUACUUUCUGAUGGUUGUGAAUUGAGGCACAUCCCUGCUGAAAAUGCAGAGCACCAGAAGUUUUUGCAAGUGCCUCAAAGUGGAUCUUUUGAGUUGGCUGACAGCACUGAGUCAAGGUCAGUGUCUUCUGAAACAGCAGAAGUUCAAAAACCUUUUUUAGCUCCAGAAGUAACAAGUUCUGAGUUCCUUGAUGUCCAUAAGUCAGUCUCCUUACCAAUUGCACAGGGCCAGGUGGAGGUGCCGUCUGUGGCUUCUGAUAGUGUAUGCUUCAGGACUCCUGACAGACACGAAUUGGGAUCCAGCUUUGAUAUACAAACAGGGGAGGUCCCAUUGAUAUCUGAAGGUACACCCUUACAGUCACCUGUUGGAAAAGUAAAGGCUCCCAGUGCUUCCCUGACAUCUGAGUGUGGUCCUGUUGAGAUCACAGUUGACCACAUUUCAACUUCAUCUUCUGCAAGAAUACAGGAAGUUUUUCUAACUACUGUAGGACAAAGCUGCAAGUCUUCUGAGGCUCAUGAGUCUAGUUCAUCUAUUGAGAAAGAUUUAGAUGGUUCAGCGUCUUCACAAGUACUUGGAAUUGGGUGCUUUGAGAAUUCUGAAAUGCAUGAAUCAAGACAUCUGCCUGCUGAAAAAAUAGAGGUUACAGAAUCAGCUUUGUCUACAAGUGGAAUUCCUUUGUGCCAUCGUGGCUAUGCGUCAAAAUACAGUUACUUUGAGAAAACAAAAGGUGUAGAUACUGUGGAAUUGGUAAGCACAUCUGCUGAAAAAUUUGAGGCCACGGUGCCUUGUCUGACUUCUGAAGGUGAGCUUUUCAUAUUGCCUGAUAGUCAUGAAUUGAGAGCUACUCAAACGGAAAAUGUAGAAGUGCAGAAGUCAUUCUUGUCCUCUGAACAGAAAUGCAUUACAUCCCCUCAUGAACAUCAGUUGAGAUCCCCCUCUGGCAGAGAAAUACAGGUGCAGGAAGAGCAGCCUCUGAUAGAAAGGAGACAUUCUGUUUCUUCUGAUGAUCAUGAGUUGACACUCACUACUUUCAAGAAAGUCGAUGUAGGAGAUCUUUCACAGAUGCCUGGAAAUGAAUACGCAGUGGACUUUUCUGGUCCAGAGUUGACAUCAACCUCUGUUGAAAAAGCAGAGGUACAAGAACUUCAUCUGAUUCCCGAAGAAAGAUGUUCAGUGUCUCCUGAGAACCAGGAGUUGCUGUCACCUGCAUUGGAAAAGACUGAAGUGCAAGAGCCUGCUUUAACAUCUGAAAACGAUUAUGCUGUAUCCUGGAAGUGCCAGGAGUUGAGAACUAGCUCUCCUGAGAAGGCAGAGAUGCAGGAACCUUCUGUAGUACCUGAGAGUGAAUGUGCUGUGUAUUCUGGAGACCAGGAAUCACAAACUGUGCCUGCUGAAAAAGCAGAGAUACAAAUGCAUUCUUUGAUGUCUGAAAAUGAAUAUGCUGCAUCUCCUGAGAGCCCAGAUAUCACAGCCAUUUCUGCUGAAACUGCACAGGAGCCUUCUGCAAUAUCAGGUAACGAAUAUGUUGUAGUCCCCAGAGUGCAGGAGUUGUCAUCUCCUCUUGCUGAAAAAUCGGAAGCGCAGGAGUGUUCUAUGCUCUCUGAAAAUGAGUAUGACAUAUCUCCUGAAGGCCGUGAUUUGAGAUCCAGUCCUGUUGAAAAAGAGGAAAUGAGGGAACCUUCUGAAACAUCUGAGAGUGAAAGUUCAAUGUCCACUGAUGACCAGGAGCUGCAGUCUACUGCUGUUGGAAAAACAGAGGUGCAGGAGUUGUCUCUGAUGUCUGAAGGUGAAUGUGCCAUGUCCCCUGAAGUUCAGGAGCUGCAGACUAGCCCUGCUGAAAAAGUUGAGAGUGAGGAACCUUCUCUGACAUACGAGAAUGAGCAUGCUGCGUCUCUUGAAGAGUAUGAAUCAAGAUCAACUCAUGGCGAUAAAACAGAAGAUAUGGAUUCUUCUUUGACAUCUGAACGUGACCAUUACUUGUCUUUCAAGAGCCAGGAGGUAAGAUUCACCACUAUUCAAAAAGUAGAUGUUCAGGAGCUUUCUCCAACAUCUGAAAGUGAACAUACAGCAUCCCCUGAUAGUCAGGAGUUGAGAUUCCUCGCUUCUGGACAAGUAGGUGAUUCUGAACCUUUAACAUUAAAUGUUAGAGGCUCCAUGUCCCCAGACGUAAGUGACUUGAAAUCCACCCCUGUUGAAAAAAUGGAUGAUGCAAUACCUUUAAUGCCUGAAAGUGGAUGCUCCACAUCCCCUGGUGGCAACAGUGUGAAAUCUGUUCCUGGUGAAGAAACUGGUGAUCUAGAGCCUUCUUUGACAUCUGAAUGUAGACAUUCCACAUCCCCAUAUCAUGAGAGCCAUGAGAUGAAAUCUCCCAUGGAGGAAGAUGGUCUAGAGUCUUCUGUUACUUUUGAACAUAGACGAUCUGUUACCCCUGAGGGACAUGAUGAGAAAUCUGUUAUAGAUGAGGAAAUAGAGGAUCGGGAGCCUUCUUUGACAUCUGAACAUAGGCGUUCCACAUCCCCCGAUGAGCAUGAAUCAAGAUCUAGCAUUGGUGAGGAGGUGGAGUAUUCAGAACAACCUUUGACAAUGGAACAUAGAUCCUCCAUUUCUUCUGAUGAGCAUGAUUCAAGGUCUACUGCUGGGGAAGAAGUAGAGGAUGCAGAACCCUCCUUGACAGGGAAACGAAGAGAUUCUACGUCCUCUGAUGAGCAUGAGUCGAGGUCCACCACUGGUGAAGAAGCAGAGGACCGUGAGACCUCCUUGGCUGCUGAAUGUAGAGAUUCUGUGUCUUCUGAUGAGCAUGACUCAAGGUCUACUGCUGGUGAAGAAGUAGAGGAUUUGGAGCCUUUAGCAGCUGAACACAGACAUUCUGUGUCUCCUGAUGGACAUGAGUCAAGGUCAACCACUGGUGAAGAAGCAGAGGACCUAGAGCCCUCCUUGACAGCUGAACGUAGACACUCCACAUCUUCAGAUGAACGUGAAUCGAGGUCUACCACUGGUGAAGAUGUGGAGGAUGCAGAACCCUCCUUGACAGCUGAACGAAGAGACUCCACAUCCUCUGAUGAGCAAGAUUCAAGGUCUACCGCUGGCGAAGAAGCAGAGGAUAUGGAACUGUCUUUGACAACUGAACACAGACGUUCCACAUCCCCUGAUGGACGUGAAUCAAGAUCUACUACUGGUGAAGAAGGAGAAGAUGUGGAACCCUCCUUGACAGCUGAGCGAAGAGAUUCAACAUCAUCAGAUGACCAUGAGUCAAGGUCUACCACUGGUGAAGAAGCUGAGGAUAUGGAGCCCUCUUUGGCUGUUGAAGAUAAACAUGAAGGGUCACCUUCCAUACCUCUUGAGAAGUCAGAGGGACAAGACUCUUCUUUUAUGACUGAAAGCAGGCGAUCUGAAUCUUCUGAACGUGAGAAAUCUAGAUCUGAAUCUGCUGAAAAGAUGUCUGACAGAGAGUCUUCACAAAGGUCUAGAAGUAGACCAUCAAAAUCUCCUACUCGCCAAAUAAGUCGAUCCCCAUCUGUUGACAAAGCAGCAGAUGAAGAAUCUUCACGGAGGUCUAGACACAGACGCUCCAGGUCCACAUCUGUUGAAAAAGCAGCAGACAAAGAGUCUUCACGGAGGUCUAGACAUAGACGCUCAAGGUCCACGUCUGUUGACAAAACAGCAGACAAGGAGUCUUCACGGAGAUCUAGACGUAGACGUUCCAGGUCCACUGCUCGCCAAAGGAGUCAAUCAAAAUCUGUUGACAAAACAGCAGACAAAGAGUCUUCACGGAGAUCUAGAAGCAGGCGCUCCAGGUCUUCUCAGCGCAGAUCCCAGAGAUACGAUGCAGACUCUCGUUCGAGACGGAAUCGCUCCAGGUCAGUAACACGUAGAAGAGCAUCAAGAUCAAAAUCUAAUCGUCGUUCUCGAUCUAGCUCAUUGUCACGUUCAAGGCACAGAAGAAGAAGUAGGUCAAGGUCAGCAUCAAGAAGGCGGCGUUCUCUAUCAAGAGACAGGCGCAGAAGAUCUCAGAGAAAUAGAUCAAGAUCUGCUGAUAGAAGAAGGAGAAGAUCAGAUUCAAGAGAUCGUAGGAUAUCACUGAGAUUACGGAGCAGGAGUCGGACACCUCUUCGACAAAGGCGAUCAAGGUCAAGAGGAAGAAGGCGGAGCUCUAGUAGGUCACCAAUUCGACUGCGGCGAUCAAGGUCUUCAGGGAGAAGAAGAGGUUACAGCAGAUCACCUGAUCGUCGUAGGUCCAGAUCAUCGGAAAGAUUUUCAAGCAGGUCACCAAAACGCCUUACAGACUUGGACAAGGCCCAGCUGCUUGAAAUAGCCAAAGCUAAUGCAGCUGCCAUGUGUGCGAAGUCAGGCGUUCCUUUACCACCAAGCCUGAUGCCUAUGUUAUCUCAAAAGAAAGAUGACAAAGCCAGUCAGAAGUCAUCAAGAGAUACACUAAAGGAGCUCACUGAGAAAUGUAAGAAGAUUGCUCAAAGCACAGAUGAUGUGAUAGUGAAUAAACCUCACGUUUCUGAUGAAGAGGAGGAAGAACGUCCUUUCUAUAAUCACCCCUUUAAGCUCAAUGAACCCAAACCUAUUUUUUUCAAUUUAAGUACUCCCAGCAUAAAACCAGCACCACCACCACAACCAAAAAAUCAGGUCAGCCUGUCAAAGGAAUUUCCUGUUUCAUCUGGGUCUCAGCAUAGGAAAAAAGAAGCAGAUAGUGUCUAUGGAGAAUGGGUUCCAGUUGAAAAAGGCAAAGAAGAUAGCAAGGAUGAUGUUUUCCCCAAACCAUCCAUUGAGGGUGUGGACAUAACUGCAGCUAUGAAUGAUCGAGCUUUGGCUCAGAAAAGGCUUAAUGAAAACACGUUUGAUUUAGAGGCCAUGUGCAUGUUAAAUCGUGCACAGGAACAGAUUGAUGCCUGGGCUCAAUCAAACUCCAUACCUGGCCAGUUCACAGGAAGUACUGGAGCACAGAUUUUGUCCUCGGAUGAGCUAACCAACAGUGGUCCUCAAGCAUGGAUUAGAAAGGAUCAGUUCUUAAGAGCAGCCUCUAGUUAA